Dovyalis caffra is the source of this 792-nucleotide messenger RNA. The record is from the annotation of a GenBank genome assembly. NCBI's taxonomy places the organism in Eukaryota, Viridiplantae, Streptophyta, Magnoliopsida, Malpighiales, Salicaceae.
AUGGGUAGCUUAGAAGAGGAAAGGCUGGUUCAAAUGGUACGUGACUUCAUAGAAUCAGAAUCAUCAACACCACCCAUAUUUCCUGCUUCCUCAAACCGUUUUCCAAUCAACCAAGCCAAGUAUUUCACUUUACAGGAGAUACUUGGGAGAGUAACAGAAGCUGAGACCGAAGUUCUUGAGACUCUACUGAAGCAUAUGAGAAGCAAAAAUGAUGCUGAGAAAACAACCAGUAUGAAGACGUGGCUUGUGAUGAGGCUGAAAAUGGAUGGUUUCAAUGCUUCCAUUUGUCAGACUUCUUGGGUCACUUCCUCAGGAUGCCCUGCUGGUGAUUAUGAGUACAUUGAAAUCGCAUUGAAAGAUGAGAACGGGGACAGAGUGAGGCUGAUAGUGGACCUGGACUUUAGAUCCCAAUUUGAACUGGCAAGACCAACACCAUUCUACAAAGAACUAACAGACACACUCCCAUUAUUUUUUGUUGGCAGUGAAGACAAACUCAACAAAGUAAUCUCUCUGCUCUGCUCAGCUGCCAAGCAGUCUUUUAAAGAGAGAGGGCUCCAUGUGCCCCCAUGGAGGACCAGCACAUACAUGCAGUCCAAAUGGCUAUCUAGGUGUUGCAAAGUCAGUAAUGCCAAUAACAUUGGUUACAGCAGCAGAGAAAAUAGGGAAGCUAAAAGUGGCUCACAUCAUGGGUGUAGCAGCAUGUGGGUACCUCCGAUGGUUGAGCCCAAGAGAAGGGGUUUGGCUGGUGGGUCUGGCUUGUCCAAUCAGCUCUCUAGGCUAGCAUGGGCAUAA